Messenger RNA from Pelecanus crispus (Dalmatian pelican), 564 nucleotides. The record is from RefSeq and is a predicted model, not a curated record. NCBI's taxonomy places the organism in Eukaryota, Metazoa, Chordata, Aves, Pelecaniformes, Pelecanidae.
AUGCUCAUCACCAUCACAGGUCCUAUCACAAACCCCAUCACCACCAGCCCCGUCACCAUCACCGGUCCCAUCACCAUCCUCAUUUUCAUCACCAUCACCAGCACCAUCAUUGUCCCCAUCACCAUUCUCAUCCUCGUCACCAUCACCAUUCUCAUCCUUGUCACCAUCACCAGCCCCUCCAAUGUCACCAUGCUCACCGCCAGCCCCAUCACCAUCACAGGUCCUGUCACAAACCCCAUCACCAUCACUGUCCCCAUCACCAUCCUCAUCACCAUCACCAGCCCCAUCACCAUCACCAUCCUCAUCCUCAUCCUCAUCACCAUCACCAGCCCCUUUGAUGUUACCAUGCUCAUCACCAGCCCCAUCACCAUCACCGUACCCAUCAAUGUCCCCAUCACCAUCCUCAUCACCAUCACCAGCCCCUUCGACGUUACCAUACUCAUCACCAGCCCCAUAACCGUCAACUCACCAACCCCUUCGAUGUCACCAUGCUUAUCACCCGCCCUGUCCCCAUCACCAUCCUCAUCACCAUCACCAGCCCCUUCAAUGUCACCACGCUCAUAG